Dioscorea cayenensis subsp. rotundata (Guinea yam) is the source of this 1731-nucleotide messenger RNA. Its product is annotated as ultraviolet-B receptor UVR8-like. The record is from RefSeq and is a predicted model, not a curated record. The transcript is spliced from 2 exons. NCBI's taxonomy places the organism in Eukaryota, Viridiplantae, Streptophyta, Magnoliopsida, Dioscoreales, Dioscoreaceae. Bases 1 to 1293 code for a protein of 430 amino acids.
AUGUCAUCGUUUGCAAUUGAUACUCGUGGUGGAUUGUGGAUGUGGGGUAGUUGUCCUCAGCCAAGCAACGCUGAAGAUGAGGGAUUCGGCUUCUUGAGAUGUCUUUCUCCUAGGCCUGUAAUGUAUUUUCAUGGCCGUGAUGUUGUGCAGGUGGCAUGUGGAAAUGAACAUGUUGUGGCUUUGGUACAGGACUGCCGAGAAUCGAACUCCCACCACUCGGUGAGAGCUCUAUCGGCGAUCUGUGUACCAAUAGACCCGAAGGUCGUUGGCACUGAUCCACUUUGUUAUUCUUUGAGUAGCAACAAUCAUGGACAAUUGGGAUUGGGCCAUAUUAUAAGCAGAAGUAAGCCGGAAAUUAUCAGAUUGUUCGACCAGAAAUAUCAGAGUUGGGUGUUCGACAUCUCUUGUGGAGCUUUUCAUACUGCAUUGCUUGCGGAGAGAAUGCCACGUGACAAGUGCUGGACAUUUGGUCUUGAAGACAAUGGGCAGCUUGGUCAUGGAACUACUAUGAAUGAAUGUUUUCCAAGAGCCGUCAAGGGAUUGCCUGAGGAUUUGCGUUCUGUUGAUUGUGGGCUGUUCCACACAAGUGUUGCAGCUGCAUAUGGUAAUGUGUGGUCAUGGGGAAUGGAGAGAGGUCUUGGGUUAUGUCCUGAUGCUAGUUUACAAGGAGAUGAUGCCGGGGAUGCAUUGUCUCCUAUAAGAAUGCAUCACGCUGAUGUAGUGACGAAGGUUGCAUGUGGUGCUGCCCAUACAGUUGUAGUUGCCAAUAAUGGGGAUGAGGUUUGGGCUUGGGGUAGAGGCCGGAGUGGCGUGCUGGGACAUGGUAUGACGACUGAUAGUUUUACGCCGAUUCCUGUGUUAUGGCCACCUCCUGAUAAAGACGAAAAGGAGAACAACAUGGUUGCUGAGAAUGCAAGAACCGAGCCUCAAAAUCGGGAAGCCGGAAAACUAACUGGUACUAGUGAGGAAAUUGAAUUCCUCCUAUCAAAACUGAUGCUUGUGGAGCGGUAUGCAGCAUUGCCGCAUGUUUUAAUUUUCGGAAAACAGUUGGAUGAUCAGAACCUUCCUCAAUAUCUUCAAGGCUCUUCUGGCGUGUAUGAUAUUGGAAAGGAAUUGGAGACUCUAUUAGAGUCAGCCGACGACGAUGAGCUUGCUGGAAUGGAGAUGUUUUAUAGUAACAUGCUUGCCAGUGUGAAAGACAAGCUGUUGAAGAGACGAGUGCAGGAGAUGGUUAAAGAGACUCUCAAAUCUCCAUCUGCAGGGGAGUCAUUCAUAUACAAGACCAUGAGUUAAUGAUCAUGUGAACCCUGCUUCUUUAUCAACAAAAUAUCCCCUAUUGAGUGUUACAGGAUAAUAAUUCCGGAAGAAAAAUAAUGGCUUAAAGGUACUUGCGUUAGUUUUGAACUUAAAAUAUAUAUAUAUAUAUAUAUGAGAACUGUUCAUGAACAUGAUUUAAAGUUUUGAGGGUCGUUAAUGCUUUCACAUAGAAAGAACAUAAGCUAUCAUAAUGAUAAAUACAGAAGAUAUCUUGUGUCUGUAAUUCUCAAUCGUUUACCAGAAGGACUGCAUAAAUGGUAAAGAAUAUUCACAACUCAUUUCUUUCACUCUUUUAAACACAUACAAUAUAGCUAGUGAUAAGAAAUAGAAUUAAAACAAAAGAAAUAAAAGAAACUGCUCAAACAUUGAGACAAAACAAACCCAAAGAACGCAUCUAAGACUUGGAACGGGGGG